Messenger RNA from Aureococcus anophagefferens, 6753 nucleotides. RefSeq lists its product as hypothetical. Lineage: Eukaryota; Pelagophyceae; Pelagomonadales; Pelagomonadaceae. The record is from RefSeq and is a predicted model, not a curated record. The coding region runs from base 1 to 6753 and encodes 2250 amino acids. The transcript has 5 exons.
AUGGACCCGCCGCCGUCGGGCCUCGUGCGCGCCGUCAAGGUCGUGCUCAAGAGCCUGGCGAGCCUGCCGGAGGCGUCGGCGCCGACGAGCUGCCUGCGCUACGUGCUCGACCAGUUCGAGGGCGCCGCGUCCCACGGCCCGACGGCGCGCGCCCUCGACCGGGCCGCGGCGCGGGAGCCGCCGCCGGAGACGGACGGCGCCGCGCCGGACGUCGCGGCGCGGCCCGUCGCCGGCGGCGUCGCCCACGGCGACGCGGCCCUCCUGGCGACGGUCGACGCCGCGGGCCUCGGCGAGGUCCGGGACGCCGUCGCGGCGCUCGAGGCCGCGCUCAACCCGUCGGGCGGCGCCGAGGCCGCGCGGGCGACCCUGGCCAAGCAGGGCGUCAAGACGGAGUCGGCGGACGUCGCCGUCGCGCGGGCCGCGCUCGCGGCCGCGCCGCGCUGCUUCGACGGCGCGGCGCAGAUCUUCGCGCCGUCCGCGCCGUCCGCGGUCGCGGCCAACGGCGCGCGGCGCUACCGCGACGGCGAGGCGCGGGGCGCCGUCACGGGCGAGUUCGGCGGCGACGCGGAGCACGCCCUCGCGACGCUGAACCCGCGCGGCGGCGCGCUCGGCGCCGCGGAGGCGCUCCACCGGUGCGCGGCCGGCGGCGGCGCGGUCCACGGCCUCGGCGCGGGCGAGCGCGGCCGCCUGCGGGCCAUCGCCAUAAGCGUCGACGUGCUCGUGGCCGGCCCGGACCUCGAGGUCGCCAUGGAGGCCUUCGCCCACGUCGUCCUGUCCGAGGCGCUCGCCGCGGAGCGGUCGGCCGAAUCGCUCGUCGUCGCGCUCGAGACGUCCGGCGUCGCGGCGACGCGCGGCGCGGACGCGCUCGCCGCCUUCGGGGCGGCGACGGGCGCGCUGCACCGCGCCUGGGACGACGGCUCGCCGCGGGUGGCCGCCGCGGCGGCGGCGGAGCAGGCCGCGACGGCCGCGGCCGCCGCGCGGCGCUGGCGCGUCCGACGGCUGACGAACCGCCGCGACGCGCUCCUCUUCGCCACGGCGGCCAAGGCCGCGGCCAUCGCCAAGAACCCCGUGCGCCUCGCGCUCCUCCUGCGCACGCGCCGGGGCCUCGUGCGCUGCGAGUGCGUCUACGCGCUCCACUUCACGCGCCGGCCCGGCGGCGACCAGGGCAGCAAAAGAGAGCGAAAUUCCCAACUUCAAAGGCUCCGAUCUCGGCCAUUUUCCACUCGCGGCGACUGGCCCGCGGCGCCGCCGGCGUCGUUCGCGCGGUCGCCGCGCGCGCCCUGCCUCGGCGGCGUCUUCUUCGACCCGAGCGACGCCGCGCGCGUCUUCCGGGGCGUGGAGCGGGGGCCGGAGCCGGACGCCGCGGCGGAGGCCGACGGCGCCAAGGCCGCGGCCGCCGCGGUCAUAGCGGGCGACGCCGCCGCGGCCGCGCUCGCGCUCCUCGGGGCCGCGACGCGGCGGCGCGAGGGCCGCGUCGUCGCCGGCGCCGCGGCGCUGCUCGCCGGCGGCGGCGCGUCCGCGCGGUCCCUGCGGCGCGGCGCCGCGGCGCUCGCGGACGCCGCGCGGCGCGUCGGCGCUCUCGCGGACCGCGACGCGCGGAAUCGCAAGCGCACGGCCCACGAGCACUGCGGCGCCGCGGCGGCGCGGGGCCUGGGCUUCCGCGCCGCCGGCGUCGACGCCCACGACUGGGGCCACCACGCGCCCGCGGCGGAGGACGGCGACCACUGGCUCUUCGGGGGCCUCGCGGUGACCCGGAGCGAGGUCGCGCGCGGCGCGGGCGCCGCGCGGCCGGGCCGGUCGAGCCGCCCGGGGACGGCGGCGUCGCGCCAGGGCCACGCCAAGCACGACGACGGCCCGCCGAGCCGCGGCGAGCUGCGGGUCUGGGUCGACGCGCUCGACGGCGACUUCCGGAGAUGGCGCGGCGACGCGUUGGCGUACGUCGGCCGCGGCGGCGGCGCGCUCGCGUGCCGCGACGCCGACGUCGCCGCCUUCCUCGCGCCGGGCCUGCGCGCGGAUCUCCACCGCCUCUCCGCCGGCGGCGAAAACGUCGGGGAAAGCGCGGAGCGCGCGGCCUGGGGCCGGCUCCGCGCGCUCGCGCGGCGGGAAGCGGAGGAAACCGUCGACGCCGCGGACGACGCGCCGGCGCCCCUCUUCCUCGACGGCGGCGAGGCGGCCUUCGCGCGGCCGUCGCGGCGCCGGGGCCGGCCGCGGGCCGCGGCCUUCGUGGCCGCGGCGGCCGCCGCGCGCGACGAGGCCGCGGACGCCGCGCUCCCGGGUUUGGGGGGCCUCGCGCUGCCCGCGGCGGCCGCGGCCUACCUCGCGCGGCCGGCGGCGACGGUCGCCGCGACGCUGGCGGCGCCCCCGGGCCUGCGCUUCGACGACGCCGACGGCCGCGUCGUCGUCGCGGAGGCGCGGCGGAGCGCGGCGGCGCGCGCCUCGGACGUCGCCGCGCUCGCGGCGCUCGCGCGCGAGGCGACCGCCGAGGCCGACGCGAGCCGCCAGCGGGCCCACGCCGCCGCGCGCGGCGCGGCGCGCGACGACGACGCGGAGGCGUCCUGGGCGGCCUGGCGCUGGCCGCGCGCCGCGGGCGCCGCCGCGGGCGAGGGCGCGGCGAAGGUCGUCGUCUCCGCGGAGCGCGACGCGGCCGUCAGGGCGCUCGAGAAGCUCGACGGGCGGCGCCUCGACGACGACGAGGCGCCGGCGGCGCCGCUGGGCCUCGCGCGCGCGGCGCUCCGCGGCGCGGGGCUCGUCGCGGCGCCGCCGCCGGCCGCGCCGCGCCGCGGCCUCCGCGACGACGACCGCGACAACAAGCGGCGGCGCCUCGCGCGCGUCGUCGCGUCGGGCGCCGCGUCGGCGCUGGAGCGCGAGCUCUUCGAGGCGUCGGGCGCCGCCGCGCGGUUGGCGCCGACGAACUUCUUUCCCGGCGUCUGCGCGCGCCUCGCCGUCGCCGCGUACCGCUUCGGGCGCGAGCCCCCGGGCGCCGCCGCCGGGCGCUGCCUCCUCAAGGCGCUGCCCGCGCCGACGGGCGGCGGCGGCGGCUCCGCCGCGCGGCGCUGGCUCGACGACGCGCGCGAGCGGAGGCGCGCCGCGGACGCGGCCGCCGCGGCCGCCGCGGCCGCGGAGGCGCUCGUCGCGGGGCUCGCGCGGCUCAAGCGCCGCAUCUACGAGAAGACGCUCCGCGCGCGGUCCUACGUGACCCGCGACCGCCAGCACGCGGCGGCCCAGUCGCGCGCCGGCGUCUCCCCCGUGUCCGGCGCCGCGCGGCGGGCCCGCGACGCGGCGACGGUGGCCAAGGUCUGGGCCGCCGAGGACGCGGGCGCCGUCGUCUACGGGUCGCGGGCCGCCGUCGCCGGCGCGGGCGCGGCGGCGGCCGUCGACGCGCUCGCGCGGCUCCGCGCGGCGCUGCCCGCGGCCGCGGCCGGGCCGCUCGCGUUCCACCUCGCGCUCCGGGGCGACAGCGCGCUCCGCGGCGGCGGCGUCCUGCCGGCGGCGGACGGCGACCACGGCGGGCUCGUCGAGGCGCAGCUCGACGUCGUCGCGCCCUGCGCACUCGCGGCGGACGCCAAGGCCGCGCCCGCGACGUUCGCCGCGGCCGUCGUCUCCCGCGCCGCGGACCUCGCGAACCGCGCCGGGGCCGCGCCGGACGAGCCGUCCUUCGGCGGCGUCGCCGAGGCCGUCGACGGCGCGGCGCCGGGCCCGCUGGCCGACGCCGUCGCCGUCGCCGCGGCGCCGGCCGACGCGGUCGCGGCGCCCGCGGUGCUCGUCGCGCUCGCCGCGGGCCGCGGCGCCGACGCCUGGGGCGGCGGCACGCUGCGCUACGGCGCCGGGGCGUUGCGGUCGGCGAAGCUCGCCGAGGACGCGGUCCACGACCUCGAGAAGCUCCGCGUCGUCUCCGACGGCGGCGCCGCGCCGCCGCCCGUCGCGCUCCACGUGCUCCUGCCCCCGAGGCCCGGCCGCGCGGCCUACGCGCCCUGCGUGAUCCGCUGCGUGCUCUGGACCGCGGGCGCCGCGGGCGGCGCCAACGACGUCGCGCUCCGGCGCUGGCCGGCCAUGGUCCGCGAGAACGUCUACGACACCGCCGAGGGCGCCGCGGCGCCGCUCAACGCCGAGUGCGGCGCCUCGACGCUCCUCGACGACGCCCUCGCCCACGCCGCGGAGAGCCGCUGGCGCGACGCCUACGCCUGCGACCACCGCCUCGCCCUGUCGGCGCCCGGCGCCGCGCGACCGCGCGAGCGCGGCGGGCCCGGCGACGUCCUCGGCGCGGCCGCGGACCUCGCGCCGCUCGACGCGCGCCUCGCGGCCCACGGCGCGCUCCUCGGCGGCGUCGUCGACGCCUGCCUCCGCCUCGAGGCCUCCGCGGCGGCGCUCCGCGCGCUCCUGGGCCUGCCGCGGGUCCUCCGCGCCGCGGCGCCGCCCGCGGCCGUCGCGGCCCACGCCGCGGCGCUCGUGGACGGCGUCGAGGCCCUGGCCGCGUCGUCGCAGGCCGUGCACUUCGCCGGGGCCGCGCGCUACCUCGUCGCGAGGCUGCGGGGCGGCGACGCGACCGCGGGGCCGGGCGACGUGGAACCGUGGGCGCCCACGUCGCUCGUCGUCGCCGCCGCCGCCGCCGCCGUCGCCGCGCGCCUCGAGGACGCGGACCUCGCCAACGGGCGCCAGCCCAACGUGUCGACGAAGGUCGCCGCGAGCCGGUCCCGGGCCGUCGCGCUCGCGGCGACGCGCGACGUCGACGACUACCUCCGCGCGCUCCGGCGGGCCAGCGAGGUCAACGCGCACGUCGGGGACCCGGACAUGCCGACCCACUUCGCCGUGCUCCGCUGGGGGCGGCCCGACGACGCGGGCUCGCCGCGGAGCGCGAGGCGCGCGGGCGUCUCCGACCGGGGGCUCGAGUCGUCGCCGACGCGGCGGCGCGGGACGCUGGCCCUGCCCAUAUUGCCGACGCGCGCGCAGCAGCUCGAGGCCCUGCUGGCCGCCGCGCCGAAAGACGCGCCGCCGCCGCCGCGCAACGGCGCCGCCGACGGCGCCGCCGAGCCGGUCGCGGAGCCCUACGGCGAGCGCUGCUUCGACGGCGCCGACGACUUCGACCGCGCGGCGCUGAACAUGUUCGGCCACGGCCUCACGGAGUUCAGCCUGUCGCUGUCGCUGCGCGUCGCGGAGCCCGGGGACCCCUGCGGCGAACUCCCUAUGGACAGCGGGCACUUCCACAGCGGCGGCUGCGGCCUCGCGAGCGGCGUGCGGGGCUUCCUGAGGGACCGCGACGCCUGGUGGCACGGCCGGCGGACGGCGGGCCCGCUGGGCCCCCGCGAGUCGCUCGUCGCGCCGCGGGGCAACACGGACGAGGACCGGCUGCGGCGCGCGUUCCUCGACGACGCGAUGGCCAAGGGCUCGCGGUCCGACUGGGGCCUGAGCCUCGCCCGCGACGGGGCGCUCCUCUUCGGCUACGGCCACCGCGACUUCGGCACGGCGACGGACAUGGCCGGCACGGCCCGGGGGGAGGCGCGGCCCGUGCGCGACACGACGCUCCGCGCGCCGAAAGGCGACGGCGGCGCGGACCUGCUCGACGGCGCCUGGCACGACGUCGUCGUCGUGCGGAAGCGCACGUCGCCGAACCGCAAGCGGGACGACGUCGACCCCUACGGGUCGCCCGUCGUCGGCCCCCACUGCACCUCCGAGUUGUACGUCUACGUCGACGGCGCGCGGCGAGCCGGCUCGUUUACCGUGUCCGGCGGCCGCACGGGGGACAGCGCUCUGAACAACGCGGUCACGAAGGCCGGCGGCUCGCCCGGCUACAAGGGCUCGGCGCCGCCGCACCCCCUCGCGGACGCGCCGCUGGAAGUCAAGCUCGGCGAGCGGUUCCGCGGCUGCCUCCGGGACGUCGCGCUCCACGCGGCGGCCCUCGAGCCGAGCGCCGUCGCCCGCGGCGCCAAAGCGCUCGCGCUCGCGGCGCCGCGGCGGCCCGUCCGGAAAGCGCCGAUCCCGCUCUACUUCUACUCGCACAGCGACGCGGCGUCGCGCGACAUGCGCGACAAGUUCGUCGCGAGCAUCCGCGACGCGGCGAGCGACGUCGUGCUCCGCGAGUGGGUCAUCGGCGCGAGCAAGGAGGACCAGACGCAGCGCUUCGGCACGAAGAUCGAGCUCGUGCUCAGGGCGAUCCGCGAGAACCCGCGCGACAGCGUCGUCAUCGUCUCCGACAUGGAUUUGCGCUUUUAUAAACCCAUGGCGCCGGUCAUCGACGCCUACAUCGGCGUCGGCGACCCCUACGACGUCGACAUCGUCUUCCAGCGCGACGAGGACCGGAGCCUCCAGGGCAACCUCGGCUUCAUGGCAUUAAAGUGCAACAAGGCCGUCGCGGACGUCUUCCGCACCACGGGCGAGAUCAUGCAGCAGAACCGGCCGGGGGCGACGGGCGACCAGAGAAUCAUCAACAGAGCUCUGGCGAACCCCUGGGUCUACGGCAUGCCGCGGCUGAAGUGGGCCGUGCUGCCCUCCGAGAUCGCGACGAACUCCGUCGUCAACGAUCACACGAAGGACGCGAUGUACGGCACGAACUUCAACAACUGGGUCCUGUUCCACGCCAACGACUACGGCCGCGCGGGCCUCGAGUCGUCCAAGGCGCGCAUCGCGAAGAUGAAGCUCCUCACGGACGCGGAGAACAUGGUCGCGCAGAACGCGGACGCGCGGAAGCCCCGGGACCGCUGGCCCUACGUCGGGCCCGAGGAGCGGCGCGUGUUCCCGAGCGAGACGGAGGGCGGAUAA